Messenger RNA from Huiozyma naganishii CBS 8797, 1629 nucleotides. RefSeq lists its product as uncharacterized. The record is from RefSeq and is a predicted model, not a curated record. NCBI's taxonomy places the organism in Eukaryota, Fungi, Ascomycota, Saccharomycetes, Saccharomycetales, Saccharomycetaceae. The coding region runs from base 1 to 1629 and encodes 542 amino acids. The transcript has a single exon.
AUGACAUCGCGACAGCCACCUUCAUUGCCUGGACUAUACUAUGAUCCGUCAAAGAAAAGAUAUUUUCCCGCUACUCGCGAAGUACAAAGUCAGCUGAAGAGAGCUAAGCUACAGGAAGACUGGAAAGAAGAACUUCUAAACCAUGAAAACGUCCGACUGAUAAAUUACGAAAGCGGUAUAUUAGAAUAUUGCGAUGUGUUCAACAGGGCAUGUGAUAAACGGGUACUUAAGAAAGUGGAUCUUGCUUCACUGACCCUCACGAACAGCGCAUUAGAGAGACGACAAUGGGCCUCAGACAGAUCAAUGAAUGUCGAUGCGGUAACUGAAAACUGCCUUUCCAACUCAGAUGUUUUCCUCUGUGAUACAAAUAUUACAGUUCAUAACUUUGUAUUGUUGAAGGGAUACAUGAUUGAUGCUUUAGGGAGCAUCUAUGAUUACACACUAGAAAACGGCAAUCGUAUCAAAUCAACCGAUUUAAAAUCUCCAAUAACGGCAUACUCCAAAAAGUUUCUGGAGAAAGACGAACACUCAUUUGCAGAUAUUAUAUGCCGUCAAUUUUCUGUUUUGAAUCAUCACAUAUUUGGAUUUGUAGCUUUCAAGGAUACUUCUUUUGGAAUUGAAAGAAACUACUUUUACAAGUACAGUAUUGCCUCCAAAAAAUACGAUACGAUCAUUAACGUUGGGGCGAAAACUGAAAGUGUUUCAUGCGCUAUUUUCUUAAAACGAUGCCUUAUAUUCGCAGCCAGAAACAAACUAUACACAUCGCUUUGGGCCAAGAAACAAGUUUCAGUAAGAGCAAUUUCGACUUAUGCAAGGGGAAAUAAGCCUUCUUCCGAUAUCUUAGCAAUGGCAGUAUUUGAGGCUGAAGGAAACCUGUAUUUGGGCAUGCGCGAUGGGAAACUCUUCUACAUUCGUAUAAGUGGACAUAAUCUGCUCAUGACCGAAAAGACUGAGUUAAAAUUGCAUCCUUCCGCAAUGCUCAAAUCUAUUGUUUCUUUAUCUGUGCUUGGAAAAAACAUGCUAUUAGUCUCUGCUUUAGCCAAAAACCAAGAGUUCCAGGGUUUAUUUAUUUUGACAGGUUUCAAACGGGCAACAUUUGAAAAGGUGCAACAGUUAAAAACAAAGUUCCUCAAUUUUACCAAGGACACCGAAAUAUGUGCUGCAUCCCCUUGCGGCAACUUUAUAUGCUACGGCAAGAAGGGUGACGUAAGUUCAGAUGAUGCCAGUAUUGGAAAAACUGCGAACUUUGAGGUCUUUGCAUUAUACGAAACGACGACUAGUACCAAUAAUAGAGAACCGAUUACCGUGCGUUAUCCAUUUGCAACUAUGAAUGACUUCCUUGCCGGUAAGUUUGACUUAAAGCACUAUAAAUUAUCGAAGGUACAAUUUAUAAGAGACCUGAAUACGAAUGACUUGCAGGUAAAAACUGUGACCCCGAUCUCAGCUUAUUUUCCCACAAUCCCCUCAAACCGGGAAUUUCUAUCCCAAUUUCCUAAAGAAACGAAUCAUUACGAUAUUCGUUCAGCUUCAUUCAAAGUACCUGGAUACCAAGCCCGAAUAUCGAUGAUGUUCGAGUGCAACAACAACAUGUCCUUGGAACCAAUUGUAAUAUCUGUUGACGUAGUAUGA